AUGCCCCUGCUGCCUGGCACCGUGGGCCUGGCAGUCCUGCUCUUCUGGGCUGGCCAGGCAGCGAACGCCUUGAUGAUGCGUAAUGCUACCCCGGCCCCAGCCCGGCCCGAGAGCACGGCUGUGCGGCUUCCGAGUGGCCUGGGGGUGCCCAGGUACCGCCGGAGGCGCCACAUCUCUGUGAGAGACAUGAAUGCCUUACUGGAUUAUCACAACCACAUCCGGGCCAGCGUGUACCCGCCUGCUGCCAACAUGGAAUACAUGGUCUGGGACAAGCGGCUGGCCAGGGCUGCCGAGGCCUGGGCCACCCAGUGCAUCUGGGCACAUGGGCCUUCACAGCUGAUGAGAUACGUGGGCCAGAACCUCUCCAUCCAUUCUGGCCAGUACCGGUCCGCGGUGGAUCUCAUGAAGUCCUGGUCUGCGGAGAAGCGGCAUUACUUGUUUCCCGCCCCGAGGGACUGUAACCCACACUGCCCCUGGCACUGCGAUGGCCCCACCUGCUCCCACUAUACCCAGAUGGUGUGGGCAUCCUCCAAUCGGCUGGGCUGCGCCAUCCACACCUGUGGCAGCAUCAGCGUCUGGGGCAACACCUGGCAUCGGGCGGCAUACUUGGUCUGCAACUACGCCAUUAAGGGCAAUUGGAUUGGCGAGGCCCCGUACAAGAUGGGAAGGCCGUGCUCCGCCUGUCCCCCCAGUUACCAAGGUAGCUGCAAUAGCAACAUGUGCUUCAAUGGGCUGAAAUCCAACAAGCUCCCGUGA
This is a messenger RNA of Rhinopithecus roxellana (golden snub-nosed monkey), 756 nucleotides long. RefSeq names its product R3H domain containing like (gene R3HDML). Bases 1 to 756 code for a protein of 251 amino acids. The record is from RefSeq and is a predicted model, not a curated record. The transcript has 5 exons. NCBI's taxonomy places the organism in Eukaryota, Metazoa, Chordata, Mammalia, Primates, Cercopithecidae.